Molecule: messenger RNA, 873 nt
Organism: Protopolystoma xenopodis
Lineage: Eukaryota; Metazoa; Platyhelminthes; Monogenea; Polystomatidea; Polystomatidae
Source: the annotation of a GenBank genome assembly
UUCUUCUCCCCUUUUCAUGCUCUUCUUGUUCCUUAUAUUCUUCUUGUUCUUCCUUUACUUCUUGUUCUUCUUAUUCUUACUCUUCUUGUUCUUCAUACUAUUCAUAUUCUUCUAGUUCUUCUUACUUUUCAUGCUCUACUUGUUCUUUAUAUACUUCUCUUUCUUAAUAUUCUUGUUCUUCUUAAUAUUCAUGUUCUUCUUUCUCGAAAACAUCUGCCCCCGUUACCGAACCUGCCCAACCUGGUCAAUUCCGUCGUUAGGUCCGGUCGAGUUGACAACUGCUCCGCCACGGCCAGCCUCCCUGUUCGAGCGACCUGCAGGCAGAAGAGAACAAAGCCGAGGCAGAGCGGUCUCGGAGGCUCCGAGGCAGGCACACUUGCAGACAUUCCGCAGCAGUUGCUAGUCUCCCACCGCCGAGAUCAUUUGCUCCGCCCCUCCCUCACUCCAAAGUACGCAUCCACAUACACACAUAUGCAUACACACACCAACAACAGGACUGACAAACCGACAAACCAACGGCCACCAAGGCACUCGGUCGCCCAGUCGACCGGCGUUUCAGAAGCUCUAAGCAACCGACGACUCAGUAACCCGGUCGUCCAGUCGCCCAACCACUUGACCGCCCACACGGACGCGCCAUUUUCGGUUGUUUUGGUUAAUUCGAUAGGCUCGAUUAAAACUCCCACGGACAGGUUGGUAGUGGACGCUUUUCUGUUCCCCCUCUGCGGUGCCUCGGCGACCACCUCCCCGUGUCGCUAUGCCGCCGAGUGGGCGUCAGGCUGCGGGGCUCGGGCUCAGGUCGGGCAACUGGGCACGUCGAGUUGGGGGCAUAAAAGUUGCCAAGUCAAAGUGACCGUUGACCACCGCAAGAGAUAA